UUAAUGUUUAAAGAUUAAAAUACAUUUUAUUUUGUCCAAAAGCUAACACUCAUGAAUCUCACUGAUAAAACUCAUCCUUGUAGCUGCUGAAAUCUUUUUUUUUGAAUUACAGCUUUAUCUUCAAAAAAAAAAAAAUUGCCGGGAAAAUGGAGCUCCAUGGGCACAGAGGUUCAAAUCCUAAGGUUGUUCUUGCAUCCCUGUUGAACAAAAGAGAAAAGCUUCAAGAAGAACUACGAAAUGUUGAAAAACAAGUUUAUGAGCUAGAGACGAGUUAUUUGCAAGAAUCGGGCACAUUUGGGAAUGCGUUAAAAGGCUUUGAAGGAUUUCUAUCAACAUCGAAUAAGAAUUCGAACCUCAAAAGGUCAAGAAAAUUCCAGCUUGAAGAUAGGUUAUUCUCAUUGUCUUCAGUCACUUCACCGGCGGCGGAAGAGCUUGGACUUGGACGUGAAGAUGGAAGACCAGAUCCUACUCAAGGUCGAAUGAGGGGUGGAGCUUUUGCAAAUAAUGGACAGGGUAAACCAAAGAAGGGAAGAACAGGACCACGAGAUGGAAAGAAGUUCCGAAUAUCAAAUGACUUGGAUCUUGACGAUGAAGAUGAUCCAGACUCAAUCUUGAGAUAGCUAUCUCUAACUUUAUAUCAAGAACUGUGUGUUGUUGUCUGUUGUACCAUAGUCGAUUCAAUAAAAUCGUAUAUAACAACUAUGUAUGCAGCUGAUUAAUUUCGAGCUCACUAAGUUAUUUGGUUCCAAAAACUUCCCUUGACAAAGUACAUGCUUUGAGUUUUGUUGUACAGUAACAUAAUUUGACAAAGAACAAAGGGUUUCAAGUGUUCAUAUUCUUUGGAUUUCGCCA
Solanum lycopersicum (tomato) is the source of this 852-nucleotide messenger RNA. RefSeq lists its product as uncharacterized. The record is from RefSeq and is a predicted model, not a curated record. Lineage: Eukaryota; Viridiplantae; Streptophyta; Magnoliopsida; Solanales; Solanaceae. Gene Ontology annotation, cellular component: histone acetyltransferase complex.